GAAUGUGAAGACUGCAUUACGUCAGUUAUCCUGCCAGCGGCAAGAAAGCAGCAGUCUCGUCCAGAAGGAGUGUGUGGUUCCUUUUUUCCUUUUUUCCUGCGGAGAAUUAAAGGGAUUUGUGCUUCUUUUCCUGAGGUAUUCAGAGUUGAGAAUCCUGGUUGAACGACGGGGAGGAAUGAGACUCUGAAGCGGCGCAUCACAGCUCCCCUGCUCCAGUAUGAAAAGUUUGUAAAAGGAUUUGAAUAACCACGACACUCAGAAAGUAGAUGGAGGAACCAGGAGGUACAGUUACUUUUUACUGUGCGGGAUGUGGAGGUGAAAUCCAGGACUCGUUUCACACGAAAGUCCUUCAGGACACCUGGCACAACGCCUGCUUUCAGUGCUCCGUGUGCUGUGACCACCUGACUAACUGGUACUAUGAGAAGGAGGGCAAGCUGUACUGUCGCAAACACUACUGGGAGCAGUUUGGAGAGCUCUGUCAUGGCUGCUCUCUGCUCAUGACUGGACCUGCCAUGGUGGCCGGAGAACACAAGUACCACCCAGAGUGCUUUGUGUGUCUGAGCUGCAAGGUGGUGAUUGAGGACAGGGAUACCUACGCUUUAGUCGAACGAUCCAAACUCUACUGUGGGAAGUGCUACAAGCAGGUGGUUCUUACACCCAUGUUGGAAAAGCGCUCCCACGACUCAAUCCUUGACUCCCUGCCCCACACGGUGACCCUCAUCUCGAUGCCCUCUGCAGCCAACGGCAAGAGGGGCUUCUCUGUCACAGUGUUGAGGGACGUCAAUGGAUCGGCGACUGUUCAAGUCAAAGAAGUCAGAGGGAUGCUUAUUAGUCCAGAGGUGCGAAAUGCCAUCCAUGUUGGGGACAGGAUUCUGGAGAUUAACGGCCUUCCUGUUGGGACACUGAUGCAGGAGGAGGUGGAUGAUCUUAUUCACUGCACCAGUCACACGCUGCAGCUGCUCAUAGAGUAUGACCCAGUCAGGCAGCGUUUAGACCGGCUCAGGCUGGGAUCACCGAGAACUCAUCUGGGAGUCCCGGCCACGUCACGCAUGCGUCUGUCGUCACCUUCUGAUGCGGUACUGGAGAGAACCGAUGUGGUUGAUGAAGGCACACUGAAAAGGAGGUCUUUGAGGCGCAGUAACAGCAUAUGUAAGUCACCUGGGCCAAAUUCUCCUAAAGAGACGGUUUUCAUUACAAGAGACAUUGGGCGCUCUGAGUCCUUGAGAUCCUCCAGUAGCUGCUCUCAUCGCAUCUUCCGGCCAUGUGACCUCAUCCACGGAGAAAUCUUAGGAAAAGGCUUCUUUGGACAGGCCAUCAAGGUGACUCAUAAAGCCACAGGAGAGGUGAUGGUGAUGAAGGAGCUGAUCCGUUGUGAUGAGGAGACCCAGAAGACUUUCCUAAAGGAGGUCAAAGUGAUGCGAUGCCUUGAACAUCCCCAUGUCUUGAAGUUCAUCGGUGUGCUCUACAAGGAUAAGAGGCUCAAUUUGAUAACAGAAUAUAUCGAGGGAGGCACUCUGAAGGAUUUCAUCAGAGACACGGAUCCGUUUCCAUGGGAGCAAAGGGUGAGCUUUGCAAAGAGCAUCGCUUCUGGCAUGGCCUACCUCCACUCCAUGAGCAUCAUACACAGAGACCUCAAUUCUCACAACUGCCUGGUUAAACUGGACAACACUGUGGUCGUCGCUGACUUUGGACUGUCCCGACUCAUUGUGGAGGACAAAGUGAAGCCUCUGCCCGAAAAACCAACCAAUAAGAAGAGGGUGUUCAGACGCAUCGACAGAAAGAAGCGGUACACUGUCGUGGGAAACCCUUACUGGAUGGCUCCAGAAAUGCUAAAUGGUAAACGCUAUGAUGAGAAGGUGGACAUUUUCUCCUUUGGAAUUGUGCUCUGUGAGAUCAUUGGAAAAGUCUAUGCAGACCCCGAGUGCCUCCCCAGGACUCUGGACUUUGGCCUGAAUGUUGGCAAGUUUGUGGAGAAGUUCCUCCCCGAAGACUGUCCACCAGCUUUCUUUCCACUGACUGUGGCCUGCUGUGACCUCACACCAGACAACCGUCCACCUUUCCAGAAGCUGGAGGACUGGUUUGAUGCUCUGUCCCUCAACCAGGAGCUGGGAAUCCCCCUGCCAGCUGAACUGGAUGAAUUGCAUCAGAGCAUGAGUCGACUUCACUGGCCUAAAGACGGCUCACCAUCCCAGAGCACAGAUCAGCCAUCAACGCCAACAGUAGCCUCUCCAGACUCUUCCAGCAUGACAGACGGUGGCACCUAGGACCUGUGCUUCUCUUUUAUGACCCCUGUGAACUGCUGCACUAAUACUGUGGAUGAGGGAAAAAAAGGGAGCGAAAUUGCAUUGAACCCGAGCCAUAUUAAAACUGGAUAACCUGAGGUAGCUGGACCAGUCUCCCCGUGUGGGACCUUAACUCUGAGAGUGCCAGUGAACUGCACUGUGGGUGGAAAGACGCAUUUCAAAAAGACAAGUGUUAACUUUCUAAUUAUUUUUUACCCUACUAAGCCCCCACUUGACACGCAGGGUUGUUCUAAUGUUUACUGUGUAUAAAGACGAUAUGCAGCUUUCUUUGGUCAUUUCCCCGACAUAAGACAGACAUCUUUAUAGGGUGUAAAACCUCAUUGAGUCAGAUGUGUCAGUGGUUUUGUUUUUCGGGCUCUGAAGUUGUUGUUUGCUAUGUGUGGAAUGCACAGAUCAGUCCUCAUCCACCAGAGGACUCACUUCACCUCACUGCAGCAGCAGAGAAAACAAAGAUGCUGCACAGUCUGGCUGAUUGACACGUCUAAGUAAACACAGGGCGGUGCUUGGAGAAAAAUGGUGUGACUUGAAGCAGCAGUGGACGCAAACCACACUCUGCCCUCAAAUAGUUCGUCACUCUGACAUUUGGCACAUGGAGAAGAAAUAGUUAGAUUUUUUUCCAUCUAAGCACCACUGAUCUAGUUUUUGACGAGAUGGUUACAAGUAUGCUUCUGUACUUUGUAGUCUGAUGAUUUUAAUUAUUUCUUAGAAUGAUGAACGAACACUACUUUUGUUUCUAUCAAACACUUGAUGUCUAUGUUAAAAACCAGGGCAGAAGCUCUUUUGGAAAGUAGCGCUGUUAUUAAUAGACAUAAUCAUGCAACAGUUGACCAUAGAAAGUUGUUUUGUACAGAUGAACUGGAUUUUUUUGCCUUAAGCAAUGUAUAUAAAUAUGUACAUAUUAUGCCUCUAAUUUGAUAUUUUUUUUCUAACGGGAACUCUAGAUUUGUAGAUUUUUAGACAUUUCGUCAAUGAUGGACGUUUUUGCCUUUUUGCUAUCUAUAUGCAAGGUACUGACGACCAGUUGUAACCACUAUUAUUAUUUAUAUCCCUGUAGUGUUUAAAAAUAAACCCUCUUAAAGUUGGCUUUUUAUUGUCAUUCUUUAAUUUUGCAUUUAAGAAAAAGAAUCAGAUUUAGAAGUUAAUUUGUAGGUCUGUGUUGGUCUUAAAGGUCUAUUGUGUGGGAUUUAGGGGCUAGAAAUGGUAUAUAAUACCACAUACGUAUGUCAUAUAAUUGUGAACACAAUAUCUCAAGAACUCUUGAAGGGAAUUUCUUCAAAUUUGGCACAAACGUUCACUUGGACUCAGCAAUGAGUAUGACCUCACAAAAUAUAUUCCUGGCCAUAACUCAAGAAUUCAUAUGCUAAUUAUGACAAAACUUCACACACACGUCUAAUAGGAUAAAAUAAUGAAGUGAUGACACUUAAUAUCAAAAAGGUCAACUUCAUUGUGACAUAAUAAUGUUCUGCAUAAAACACUUUACUGGCCAUUAUUCAAUGGCAAAUCUCAGGAACAGAAGGGGAAUAUUUGGUCAGAUACUGAAUUGGUGACACUAGUCUUGAGUGUCCUUCUUGAAACUGUCUGAUUGUAUAGAUCUUCUGUGCUGUCAAGGGAAAGAUGGGUGUGAAGCAUUGAUGUUUUCACAAACAUGGAUGUAAACUGUAAGAGAACUUGAGUGGUGCGCGGAGGCAUACAACCACACAGCAGUAAUAGUUAUCUACACACACAGUGGUUCCUCUUUCAUGGAGUCUGCCAUGUUGUUUCUACAGUCGGCCAGAAUGGACAAACCAAACACUGGCUCUACCCACGGCUGUUGAUGUUUUUCACUUCGGCCACCAUAUUUCUCUGCAACAUCACCCCUAGAUGCCACUAAAUCCUACACACUGGACUUUUAAAACACACCCAAAGGAUUUGAGUUUUUUCUUUUCCCACAAAAAAAAAAAAAAAUCUGUUCACAACAAAAACAAAAUAUAAAAAAAGGAAGACACUGAAAUUAUCUUUUUUUUUCA
Epinephelus fuscoguttatus (brown-marbled grouper) is the source of this 4309-nucleotide messenger RNA. It is a transcript of the gene limk2, whose product is annotated as LIM domain kinase 2. Gene Ontology annotation, molecular function: protein binding; protein serine/threonine kinase activity; ATP binding. The transcript has 16 exons. Gene Ontology annotation, biological process: actin cytoskeleton organization; protein phosphorylation. Bases 267 to 2264 code for a protein of 665 amino acids. NCBI's taxonomy places the organism in Eukaryota, Metazoa, Chordata, Actinopteri, Perciformes, Serranidae. Gene Ontology annotation, cellular component: nucleus; cytoplasm. The record is from RefSeq and is a predicted model, not a curated record.